This is a messenger RNA of Oryza sativa Japonica Group (Japanese rice), 1432 nucleotides long. RefSeq names its product protein transport protein SEC13 homolog B. Gene Ontology annotation, cellular component: COPII vesicle coat; nuclear pore outer ring. Gene Ontology annotation, molecular function: structural molecule activity; protein binding. Gene Ontology annotation, biological process: COPII-coated vesicle budding; protein import into nucleus. The record is from RefSeq and is a predicted model, not a curated record. Lineage: Eukaryota; Viridiplantae; Streptophyta; Magnoliopsida; Poales; Poaceae.
UUUUUAAAGUGAAAACCUCGAGUAUACUAUCUCCCCCUUCCCUUCCCUUGGCGUAGAAGAAAAUCACCCAUCUCGUCGUCUCCUCCGCUCCUUGAGCCAUCUCGCGGCCGAACAGGGGAGGGGGCGCCGAUCUCCAUCUGGCGAGAAGAGCAGGGGAGGGGAUCCUGGUGAGGACUACAAAGGAGGGAUUCAAGUUUGAGUCUGGAUUAAGUUGGCAGCAUGUCGUCAAACAAGAUAGAGCUUGACCACAAGGACAUGGUCCAUGAUUCUGCCAUCGACUACUACGGGAAGAGCCUUGCCACAGCCUCCUCAGACUCCACCGUGCAGAUCAGCAGCAUUGGAGGUGCAUCCGCGCCAUCCCAGCUGCUUGCAACCCUCAGCGGACACUAUGGACCUGUGUGGCGUGUUGCAUGGGCCCAUCCCAAGUUUGGUUCGAUUCUUGCAUCCUGCGGCUACGAUGGCCGUGUCGUAGUUUGGAAGGAGGGUGCAGCUGGGCAAUGGUCUCAGGCUCACGUAUUCGACAACCACAAGUCUUCACUCAACUCCAUUGCUUGGGCUCCGUAUGAGCUUGGCCUUUGCCUUGCCUGUGGCUCUUCCGACGGGAGCAUCUCUGUCAUGACCAUGCGCCCGGAUGGAGGAUGGGACUCCACAACAAUUGAGCAAGCACACCCUGUUGGGGUGAUGGCAGUCUCAUGGGCUCCAGCAACCGCACUCGGUUCCAUUGUUGGCUCAGGGGAACUUGUCCAGAAGCUCGUCUCUGGUGGCUUCGACUGUGUUGUCAAGGUGUGGGCUUUUGUCAAUGGCAGCUGGAAGCUGGAUAGCGUUCUGCCCUCCGACAUGCACACGGACUGCGUUAGAGAUGUAUCCUGGGCACCUGUUUUGGGCCUCGCAAAGUUUACAAUCGCCAGUGCCUCUGAAGACGGUAAGGUUGUCAUCUGGACCAAGGGGAAAGAGGGCGACAAAUGGGAAGGGAAGGUGAUGCAUGACUUCGAGGCUCCGGCAUGGAGGGUGUCCUGGUCACUGACCGGAAACAUACUGUCCGUGGCGGCCGGCUCCGGCGAUAUCACACUGUGGAAGGAGGCAUCAGAUGGUCAGUGGGAGAAGGUGACCAAGGUGGAGCCAUAGGAAGCCUCGGCUGUGGCCUGCAGUUUGCAUCUCAUAUCAGAUUCAGUCAGAUACAUGUUUCUAGUAGCAAUGGAAUCCACGAGUGUACUGAUAGAUACUCAAAUUCUCACUUGUUAUCAUCAUCAUCUUUGGAUGGAUGUUGUUCUUACCUGAACAGAGUUGUGCUGUGUCUGUUUAGACCUGUAAUUUACUGGUGCAAUGGUGGUUUCUUAGUACUGUCAAAUGAGACAUCAGACAUCUAUGAGACGAUUAUAGUCUAGUUUCUUCCUUGCGCUUUGACAUAGUUGAAUAAAGCAAUUUCUUAUCC